Brassica rapa (field mustard) is the source of this 13702-nucleotide messenger RNA. RefSeq lists its product as uncharacterized. The record is from RefSeq and is a predicted model, not a curated record. NCBI's taxonomy places the organism in Eukaryota, Viridiplantae, Streptophyta, Magnoliopsida, Brassicales, Brassicaceae.
UCACGCAUCAAAAUAUUUUUUUACAAGAUUUAUAAAUUAUUUUUAAAAUAAACUGGUACCAGACGACUUAAACUUCAGUCGUCCAGACGACUUCCAACAAUUCAGACGACUCAGACGAUUUACUAGGGCUAUAUUCGUAAAAAUGACUUCUGUUUUUUUAUUUGGUUACAAGGAGCUGAGCUGUAAUUUCACUAGGCUUUUAGGUUAGUUUUGCAUUUGAUUCAGGUUUGGAUAUAGGUUUGGGUUUAAAAUCAAGUUGUAGGUUAGUUUUGGCAAAAACCCCUAAUGUGUAUAUCUAAUAAAAUAAUUUUUAACAAUAAAAUAAGUCUGCCUUAGGUAGAUCAUCUACAAUCUCACAAAUCUAUUAGACCUAAUGUUCUAGAAAAUAUAAGCAUAGAAAAUAAACUUCCAUCUAAAUAAGAUCUAACCAUAUUCUUCAUGAUCUACUUGUAUUGUUCAAGAAAAUACAAAAAGAAAACAAAAAAACUUACACAACCGGUAUUUGGAGAGACCGAAAUGAAGAAGAAGAUAGAUAUUAGGGUUUGUAUAAAAAUUAUAAUAGAAGAGUCUUAUAUAUAAAUUUUUUUAUAGAAUUAUGUGAUUUCAGUUGAACACUAAAGAAUCUUACUACUCGUAUAUUUAAUUUGGGCCACAAUAUAUUUGUAUAUUUGUUUAAGACACCCAACGACAAUAUUUCAAAAAGUCUGUGAAAGUUCCAUAUUACAUAAAUUUGCCAAUAUAUAAUAAACAAUUUAACUUAAAAGGGUGUUAUAUUUAUAUUUCCAUGACAAUAUGAAUUUUAGAUCAAUAUUAUUAAAUUUAGAAAUUUAUUUUUUGAAGUCCUCUUGUAAUGCUUUAAUAGUCAGAACAUUUCCAUCACAUUUAAAUUGUAAUUAACACACUUGGAAUAUCCCUUUCUUAUUAUUUGAGGAGCAUUAAAAAUAAAUAACCUUUAGUUCAUGUGUUUAUUACAAGUGUGCCAUUUUUUAUGUGGCAACUCCACAAGCUCUCUCACCUAUUCUAUUUAAAACCCCUUUGUUAGCUAGAGUAAUUACACAACAUGCCAUUGAUCAAAACAUUAUAAUUACCUUUGUUUUUUUACAUUUGUCACAUAUAUACGUUGAUAUGUAUUACAUCAAACCUCAUCAUUUAUUUUUUGCGUUGGUUACCUUAACCGAAGUUCUACGUAUUACAUCAAAGAUUUUAAAAUUAUGUUAAUUACCUUGACUGAAGUUUUUUCAUUAAUUUGUUUCAAUACAAAAACAUUACUGACAUACGUAGUGGUAUAAUUGUUUUUAUUCAAAAUGAAUAUAGAAUGUGCAAUUAUCAACCAAAGUUUGUUUUCUGAAAAAUCCUAAAAAGUAUUUGAUGAUCAAUACAUGCUCAAGUGAUACAUCUAACAUAUGCGAAAAAAUAUUUGUUCUCUUAAAAAUAUAUCAAGAAAAAAACUUUUUUUCUUAAAAUAGUGAAACAGAAGAACCAUGCAUAUGACAUAUACUUGCCCCGUUUCAUUAAAUUGUUAGAUGAUCUCCGCCUUGCGAUUGUAGAAACUAAGGUACAAUACGAUUUUCUGGCAUACACAUAUAAAAACUUACCUUAGGUGAUCUAUCGUAAUUAAGAUUUUAACGCCAACUUGCAUAAUGAAAAUAAUUGCGGAGCAAAUUGCCCAUGAUUCAAACGUUAUUUGCAAGAACGAAAUUGAUUGAUGAUUGGGAAAAAAGAAACUUCUAAUAACUUUUAACAUAUUUUUAAAUUACAAAUUUGGUAAACUGAUGGUAAUAAUACGUGAUUUGCGAGGACUUGACUUUUGUAUAUAAGGAACGUAGAUUAAAGUUUAAAUUAUUGUAAUCAAUUAAUAAUCGUGAACUUUCUUGAAUUUGUUCAAUUGCGAUUGAUAAAAGGAAGUUUGCUUUAACUAUUUACAAUAUUAAAGCAAUUCUCGACUAAGAUUGGAGCGCAAGUUAUGUGUAAUAUUCGAUUUAGUUACGACCAUUAUUUUGAAUCCAUAUGACCACACGGCGAUUCCUUUUUAGUAUAAAUAUACGGCUUCUAUAAUUCAGAAAACUCACCACACAUUUCUUCUCGACUUUGCUCAUUUCAAAACAUUCUCUCAAGCAAUCAAAUGGUUGGCUUUAACUCUGUUUCCGAUUUGAAACCAUUCAAGACAUUGUUUCUUUUAUAUUUUAUUAGUCUAUUGUUUAUGUUUUGUUUUAUUUUAUAUUUUUAAUUUAUUUUAUGCAAACAAAUAUAUAAUUUUUAAACAAAAUUUUCGCAGCUUAAUUUAGAUUGACAUAUUAAAUUUCGUCUAACCCUUACUUUAUAACAUAUAGUAUUUUUUGCUAUGACUUUAACUUUUAUUAUGUCUACAAAUUAAAAGUGUUAAUAUUUUGAAAUCUAUUUAUUCCGCGCAAGGCGCGGGUUAUCACCUAGUAUGUGUUGUUUUGGGACAAUUCUAGAUCAAGAAUUCAUUUAUUUGAACUUAUAAUCCUGAAUGAACGAAGAAGCAUCAUAUCGCAAGCAAUUAAAUUCAAAAACUCAUUUCUCCAAAGCGGAUUCAACGAAGAAAAUAUUAAUCCCAAAACACAUAUAAUAACCAAAAGUUCAAAACCAAAACCAAAAUAUGAAAAAUGAAGAAAUUUUACUUGACUAAGAUUCCAGCUAGUUCAUCUUCUCCAAAUAGAACAUGUUUUAAGCACACUUUCUUGGUCAAUGAAGAUGUGUCAGGUGCACCUUCCUUGUGCUUAGUAAAUGGCAUAGACAUAUAACCUUAUUGUUAUCUUGACCAUCAGUGAGAUGUAAAGCACUCUAAGAUAUUAUAAACAUAGACUAAGCAUUGUUUAACCAUUCCAUUUGUAUAUGUGGAUGGCAUAGACAUUACCUCUUGACCACUUGUAAAUGUCAACCCCUUUUCUGAGAGAGAUUUUGUUUGAGUGACUCCAUCGUUUAAGUAUUCCAUUCUCUCUUUUUAUAACCUACCCACUUUGAAAAUCUCAGCUCCCUAAACAAUGUGCUCUUUUCAACAUAGACACCAAAAGUAAAAGUCUUUCCAACAACUUGAUUAAUAGCUUCAGGCAAGUCAGUAGCAUCUUCAAGCUGACGAAAAUUGGAAAUAAUGAUUAAUAAUACGUACAGACUAGCAAUUCACUCAAAGUCAUUUGGAAAAUAAAAGGUAGAUUGUCAUAUGCACCUCAUUAAAUGAUUCAUUCAAAAGUUUUGUAUCAGUUUCACUAAUAAAUCCCUUAGCCACCAAGUCAAGAAUCAUAACUCUUGCUUCUCCUGUAUCGAAGUUUAAACCUAAAAAUUAAACAAUUAGUAAUUUUAAAGCAUAUUCUAAAACCCGUAUAUUGUAUAACUGAUAAACAUUUUAGUUUACCUGGGUGACACGAAAGUAUAGUUUUCCUUGCACGCCUCACACCACCAAAUAUGUGAAGGAAUCUCAUGUCCACUAAGAUUCUUCACAUUAGUUGCUACUUUAAAAACUUUUUUGUUGCUUAUGCUACAACCAAAGUAAUACCAUCCCCAGUCUGAAUCAAUUGCAUAGACAGUACACGAUACCAAGCAUUUUUCAGCCGACAUGUAAAGGUGUGCUGGAGAUCGUGGCCUGGGCCAGUAUAUAGCUUUUGUAGACGUGCUGCAGGGAGCAUAUAUCUUCCCCUGGUCGAUAGUAACCGCCAGGAUCAGCCUCUCCUAGGCUUGUCCGAAAAGAAGAUCUUCUAUGUGUACAAUCUUGCCUUGGAGGCUGUAGAAUUGGUGAGCUCUGGUUAUGGACGUCUCCCCCUCAUAGAUUGACGUGUUUUCCUCAUAGAUGGAUGUGUUCCCAUGAAUGUAGAACUUCAUCUUGUUGGUAUUAAUCGCAUGGAUUCAUCGGUUAUAAGCAUGUUGAUGAAGUUGGCCUUCUAGGUCUCGAAUCUUGCCGUGGCGGCUAUGGAGAUGAUGAGCUCGUGUCUCUCUCUGUGUUAUGGACCUCCUCUUUAGAUUUAGAAACCUCUCUUUAUAGUGGAGGUCGUGCCUCCUCUUUAGGGUUUGUAAAUAUUCCAUAUAUCCUUAGAUAAUAAAAUAUUUCCACUCUUCUUUAAGGACGGCCUAUAUAUUGGAAUACUUCCUCUUUCUCUUGGAUUUAGGAAGAUCCCUUCUUCUCUAAGCUGAUUAACGGAUAAAUGGAAGAUUUCCAUUUAUCUUAAGGCAGGAGAGAAAUCACUUGGCUUGGAAGACGGAGGAAGGUCCCAGACUCGGGGACAGGGACCCGGGACCCAGAGGCUGGAACCCGGACCCUGGGGGCAGAGACCUGGAAGACGGAAGCUGGAGUAAUCUUUUCAUGGAAUAUUUUUCCCCAACAACGAGUUACUGCGGUUUUAAAUCGUAAAGUUCCAUCGGUGACUCUGAUCGAAAUGACACAAGAGCAUGUUCGAUCCAAUCCCGAAGGAGGGAGCUACGAGGACGGGACUAUGACAGCACGAUCGUUCCAACUCGGCGGAUGGCCGAACUGGUCGCGUGUUGAUCCAGUUCGGCCAUCCGCCGAGCUGGACUGGGCGGAUGGCCGAGCUGGUUGUGUUGUCGAUCCAGCUCGGCGGAUGGCCGAGCUGGUCGCGUGUUCGAUCCAGCUCGAUCGGCCAUCCGCAGUGCUUGACUGGUUCAGCUCGGCGGAUGGACGAGCUGGUCGUGUUGUCGAUCCAGCUCGGCCAUCCGCCGAGCUGGACUGGUUCACGUCGGCGGAUGGCCGAGCUGGUCGUGUGGUCGAUCCAGCUUGGCCAUCCACCGAGCUUGACAGUGUGCUCUGUCCACCCUUCAAUUAAACAGACAUAACUUAUCACUACAAGAAAACAUGUGAUUCCCGACCACAGUUUGCGACUGAAAACGUAGUCGUUAAGUUUUACGACUGUUUGGCGACUGACGGACAACUGAAUUGCAACGUGGAAAUUUUAGUUGUUAAUCAGUCGCACGAUAGUGACUGUGACGUUUAGUCGUUAUGCCAUCAUCAUAUUACGACUGAUCCGCGACCCCAUUGUUGUCGGAGCUUAUGUAGUCGCAAUAUAGUCUGAAUAUUGCGACUAUUUCGCGACUGAUGUAUAGAGUCAUACGGUAGCCGCAAACCAGUCGGUGAAAACCGGUACAAAACACGUGGUUUACGUUUUACGGUUGGUGUAACUAAAUUUUGUAAGUCAACCGCCUAAUCCGUCGAACCAUUACGACUGAUCUGCGACUACGGCGUCUUCGGAGCAAUUCUGUAGCAAUAUAGUCGGAGAUUUUGUGACUAUUUAGCGUCUGCUUUUUUUGUGGUCGUAACGGAGUCGCUAAUCAGUCAGUCAAUACCGGUACGAAACACAUGAUUUACGUUCCAUGGUUGGUGUAACUAAUUUUUGCUGGCUUUGUCUGUAUUGAGUCGCUAAUAAGUCGGAAAUGUUUCUAUAAAUACUACACGAUGUUUUCCAUACAUUUCUGCUAAGAAACAUAAAAAGAAAGUGAAAACAACAAAAAAUCGUUGAAAUUCAAAAUUUUUUUUUUUUGCAGUGUUACAAUGUCGGGAAAUUCCAACUAUUCCCAUUUUCGAGAAUGGAUGUACAAGAGGAUCGAUGAAAAGACGGGAAAUUUCUCAGAAGAGUUCAUAGCAGGGGUGGAUCAAUUCAUGACAUUUGCAAAUUGCCAGCCUAUCACGCAGAGCAAUGGGGGUAAAUUUUUCUGUCCAUGUAGUGUUUGCAAGAACGAUAAAUUUCUUCCGGGAUCAAAAAUUUGGAAACAUAUAUAUAGUAGAGGAUUCAUGCGAGACUAUUAUGUCUGGUAUAAUCAUGGAGAAGAAAUUGAUAUGAAAUUAGAAACGAGUCAUGUUGAUCCGACACCUUUAAGUGGUAGUGAAGAAGUUGGUAAUGAAGAUAUAUAUGUUGAUAUGGUAAAUGAUGCAUUUCGUGAUAAUGUGAGGUGUGAUAAUUAUCACGAGGAUGGUAAUUACCAGGACGGUAAUUACCAGGAUGGUACCAGGAUGGUCCUGGUAAUUACCAGAAUGUAGUAGACGAUGUACAUUCGAAAAGGUUUUACGACUUGUUAGAAGGAGCAAAAAAUCCCCUGUAUGAUGGUUGUCGUGAAGGUCACUCGCAGUUAUCCUUAGCUGCUCGAGUUUUACAAACUAAGGCAGAUUAUAAUAUGAGUGAAAAGUGUGUGGAUUCAGUGUGCCAAAUGUUGAAUGACUAUUUACCAGAUGGAAACAUGGCAACCGACUCACACUACGAGACAGAAAAGCUGAUGCGCAAUUUAGGGCUCCCAUAUUUUACAAUUGAUGUUUGUAUCAACAAUUGUAUGAUAUUUUGGAAAGAAGAUGAAAGGUGGGAAACAUGUCAAUUUUGUGGUGCUGAAAGAUGGAAGCCUAGGGACAAACGCCGUAGAACCAAAGUACCAUAUAGCCGUAUGUGGUAUCUCCCUAUAGCUGAUAGGUUAAAGAGAAUGUAUCAGAGAAAGAAGACUGCAGCGGCAAUGAGAUGGCAUGCUGAGCACCAAGCAAAAGAGGGAGAAAUGUGUCAUCCAUCUGAUGCGGCUGAGUGGAAAAACUUUCAAGAAAUACAUCCGCGGUUUGCCGAAGAACCGCGUAAUGUUUAUCUUGGAUUAUGUACUGAUGGAUUCAAUCCAUUUGGAAUGUCUCAUAAUCAUUGUGGCCUAUAAUCUUGACUCCGUAUAAUCUGCCCCCGGUAUGUGCAUGAAAACAGAGUACCUGUUUCUUACAAUUCUAAAUUCCGGGCCAAAUCAUCCACGAGCUAGUCUUGAUAUCUUCCUCAAACCUCUGAUUGCGGAGUUAAAAGAACUAUGGUCAACUGGAGUUGAAGCAUACGAUGUGUCCUUGAAUCAAAAUUUCAACCUAAAAGCCGUGCUUCUGUGGACGAUAAGCGACUUUCCGGCGUACGGCAUGCUUUCCGGAUGGACGACCCAUGGUAAAUUGGCAUGUCCAAUUUGCAUGGAAGAUACUAAGUCUUUUUAUCUGCCUAAGGGAAGGAAGACGUGUUGGUUUGAUUGUCACCGAAGAUUUCUUCCUCGUAAUCAUCCACUGAGGAAGAAUAGAAAAGACUUCUUGAAGGAAAAAAAUGCGGUAAAUGAAGUUCCACCAGAAUCUUUGACUGGUGAGCAAGUUUAUUCAGAGCGGUUAAAUGGUGUCAAUCCUCCUAAAACGUCUGUUUGCGGUGGAAACGGUCAUGAAAAGAAGAAGCCUGGAUAUGGAAAGUACCAUAAUUGGCACAAGGAAAGCAUAUUUUGGGAGUUACCAUACUGGAGGGAUCUAAUUCUCCGUCAUAAUCUUGAUGUGAUGCAUAUCUAGAAGAAUUUUUUCGACAACAUCAUGAAUACUCUUAUGAAUGUGAAGGGUAAGUCGAAAAACACAAUCCAGUCAAGAUUGGAUAUAUCAGAGUUUUGUGAUCGGCCACACUUACAUGUUGAUGAUGAUGGUCAAGCUCCAUUUCCUCCCUACACAUUGGACGAAGCCGGGAAAAAAAGUUUAUUGGAAUGUGUGAAACACGCAGUUAAAUUUCCCGACGGUUAUGCUUCAGACUUAACUAAUUGUGUUGAUAUGGAGAACAACAAGUUCUCUGGCAUGAAGAGUCACGACUGCCAUGUUUUUAUGGAGCGGCUACUUCCAUUUAUCUUUUCAGAACUCUUAGACAAAAACGUCCAUCUUGCAUUAUCAGGUGCUAAUUUUUUGUUAUAUUUUUUUUAUAUUUAAUGAUACAACUUGAUAUGUGAUUUGAAGAAUAUUUCUAAUUUUGUAGGUGUUGGAUUGUUUUUCCGUGACCUUUGCUUGAGAACUUUGCAGAAAGAUCGUCUCCAAAUUCUAAAAAAAACAUUAUUUUGAUCAUCUGCAAUUUAGAGAAGAUCUUUCCACCAUCAUUUUUUGACGUGAUGCAACAUCUCCCUAUACACCUCCCCUAUGAAGCUGAAUUAGGAGGACCUGUCAAUUAUAGGUGGAUGUAUAUCUUUGAAAGGAAUUUCAAAAAAGUGAAAGCAAAAGCAAAGAACAAAAGAUUUGUUGCUGGAUUGAUUGUUGAAUCAUAUAUCAAUGAGGAGAUUGCUUACUUUUCUGAGCACUACUUUGCUGAUCAUAUACAAACAAAAUCAAGGUUUACACGAUUUGAUGAAGGUGAAGUUCCUGUAUAUUGUGUCAGCGGAGUACCAGAUAUAUUUACACAUGUAGGUCGUCCGAGUGGAGAAAUGCAAGAGAUAUGGCUUUCCGAGAAAGACUAUAACUGCGCACAUUCAUAUGUAUUGCGAAAUUGUGAUUAUUUUCAGCCAUUUGAGAGGAUGUUUGAAGAUUAUCUAACUGCAAAAUACGGAGACAUUUCCGAGAAAGAACUCUCCACAAAGAGAGUUGAUGAAUAUCAUAUAUGGAUGAAAGAUUACGUUCGUUACUGGAGCAACACACACGAGCUUCCUGUGUGGGUCAAAAAUAUUGCGAAUGGACCCGUGAAUAAGGCCAAAACCUGGCCCAUCUACUUCACCAGAGGUUCCUUAUUUCAUACGCAAAAGCAUGGUGAGGGACGAAAGACUUGUAACUAUGGCAUAUGUGUUAAUGGAGAGAGUUACACAAAUGCAUCAGAUGAAGCUGAUUACUAUGGGAUCUUAACUGAUAUCAUUCAAAUUGAGUAUGAGGGGGCAGUGAAUUUGAAAAUUACACUUUUUAAAUGUAAGUGGUAUGAUCCUAUGAUUGGUAGAGGCACUCGGCGGAGCAAUGGUGGCAUCGUGGACGUUCUUUCAUCUAGGAAAUACUAUAAAUACGAACCAUUUAUUCUAGCAUCUCAAGCACAUCAAAUUUGUUAUAUCCCGUAUCCGUACGUAAAGAAACCAAAGCAGUUGUGGUACAAUGUUUUAAAAGUGAAUCCGAGGGGAAUCAUUUCAGGAGAAUAAGAAGACAGCGAACCGGCAGUGUUACAACAAGACAAUGAUGAUGCUGUAUUGAUGACUACAAUUGAAGAUAUACCAGUCGACCAUUUGUUACAUGCUCAAGGAGAACCGAUUAAUCUUGAUAUUGACGUCGAAGAUGCAGAACCGGAGGAUGAAUUCCAGUGUAAUCUAUCCUCGACUUCUUCUAAUGAUGAAUGUGAAGAUGGACAAACACCAUCCUAAAAUGUUUUACCAUAACUUAUUAAGUCAUAUCCCUAAACUUAUGUUCUUUACUUUUAAAUAAUGUGUUGUUUACUUCCUAAUAAUGUGUUUUUAUAUUGUUAAGUGUUAUAUCCUAAAUUGCUAUAUCCAUUGAUCAAAAAAAAAUUGCUAGACCCUAAAUUGUUAAAAGCAAAGAAAAAUAAAAUUUUAAACCCUAAAUUGUUAUAAGCAAAGAAAAAAAAUUGCUACACCCUUUACCCUAAACCCGACUUUCCCCCCGAAUUUUUCUAAGUCCCCCGGUAAAGUGUAAACCCAAUUGAAAAAAAUUUCUAACUCCCGCCUAACCAAUUAAUCUAAUCCCGCUAAGCCCAAUUUUUAGACCCAAAACCCAAAACAAAAACAAAACCAACCUAAGCCUAAUACACUCAGACAACUGCAUCUCACUCUCUUUCGAUUAGAAAGAACCCUAAUCUCUCACCCUCCCUCGAAUCUCACUCUCUUUCGAUUCCACCGAAACCAUAGAACCCUAAUCUCUCACCCUCCCUCGAAUCUCACUCUCUUUCGAUUCCACUGAAACCAUAGAACCCUAAUAUCUCACCCUCCCUCGAAUCUCACUCUCUUUCGAUUCCACCAAAACCAUAGAACCCUAAUCUCUCACCCUCUCUCGAAUCUCACUAUGUCCAAUUCCUAAUCGCUGAAUUCCAGAAAUGCCUCAUCUCUCUUUUGAGACCUAAAGAACCCUAAUCUCUCAUCUCUCUUUGAAACGAUGUCAUCAAAAAAGAAGCAGAAAGUUUCAAAAAAAUCUCCCCUUCCCUCGCAGUACCAUUUCGUUCCUAGGACGACAGCUCCUCCUGUCUCCAACCGCCGAUCUCCACCAGGCGUGAGUGACUACCCACCUCUGAGGCAGCUCUUCCAAGACUCAGAGGCCCAAACUCAAGCUGCUUCAGGGCCUCUUCAUCAACCAUCUCCACCGCCUCUUCAUCAACCAUCUCCACCGUCACAAUCUCGACGGUCCGAAACGUCAGCGACGCGACGUUCUCCCAGCAGGUCUCAGUCUCAAGACUCUGCGAGUACAGAAAGUCCAGAAGCUGUGGAACCGACGCUCUCUGAUGGGCAGCCUCGUUUACUCAACCAACUGCUAUCCCAGCCAAACCGGGGCACUGACAUACCAAUCCUUUCUCCAACCUUUGAGCCUGGAACAACAUGGUUUGGUCGUGACAAAGGGAAACUGACCCGGAGGAUCACAAAGACUUUUACGAAAAAGUUUGAUGAAGCUUAUUACAGUUGGAGUGUUGUGCCUCAGAACAAAAGAGAGACGACAUUUGUGGAAUUUCCAGUUAAGUUUUAUCUUCUAUAUUUAAUAUCAAUUUUUGUUUAAUUUGAUUUUUAACAUCAACCUUCUCUGUUUUUUUUGUAGAAAACUCACACUUGGGAUCAAAUACACACUGGUAUUGUUCAGUAGAAGUUUGAGGCGGUAUGUCAGCGACGUAUGAAGGACAUGGUUAGCGUUCGUAGGAGGUCACGAGUGCGACCACCCUGGAUCCACGGUGAACUGUGGGAACAAAUGACUGCGUAUUGGGACACUCCCGAAGAGGAAAAAAAGAGUCAGACAGCAUCGGACUCUCGGUUGUCUGACCGGAACGGACUUGGUCCACACAAGCACAACUCCGGCCAGAAGUCUUUCGAACAAAUCGAACAUGAAAUGGUUGAGAAAUUGGGCAGACCAGUUACUCUUGGUGAAGUUUUCAUGGAGACACCUACAAGAAAGGAUGGGAGCUUUGUCGAUUUGAAAGCAGAGAAGGUUGCAGAGAUGUAUAAGAAGAACAAAGAAGCCAAGUUGACUGCCCUUGAGGCUGAAAACUCACAGACAUCAGACAGUGCUUCCAUGAUCCACAGCUCUCCAUAGAGGAGGAUAAUGAGAUAUUCCUUUUGUCAACUUUCACAAAUGAAAGAGGACAGCACUAUGGCAUUGGAAGCCUCCAGCAAACUCUCAUCAAUGGGAAACGGACGUUCAGUGAAUUUUCUUCAUCUGCAUUCCUCGACAUGAAGAAGCUUCUUGAAGAUGCUCACCGCAAAAUAGAAGAUCAGGCUGCUUCUAAUGCAGCACAGGCUGCUAUUAUUGAAGAGCAAGGUGCUUGUAUUGCAGAGCAAUCAAAGCAGAUCAAGGAGUUCUCUAUAGUGGGGAAGUUUCUAGCUGCAACUAAUCCAUUAUAUAAUGAGUUUGUAGCUGCUAAUUCCAGCACCUGAUCAUGCUUUCCUGUUUAUUUACCUAGAAACUUAUGACUUUUGUAAGUUCUUUUGUUUAGUUGCUUGUUUCAAACUUUUGGAGCUUUAACAUUUUCAGUUUCAAUAUUAACCACUGCUUUUUAAUUUUACAAUGCUCGAUAGCAUAGAUUUAUUAGCAUUACAAACCAGAAAGCACAUAAAAUCGGAAUGGCAAAUUCAAAGAAACAAAAAGAAGAGUCGUAAUUCAGUUGGAUAAAAUUACAACAUUUUACGACUAAACCGCGACUGAUAAAAAAAUGUACUCGCGAAGUAGUCGCAACAUUAGAGACUGAACUGCGACAACAACUGUGACUACACUCAGACUAAAAAGGUAGUCGCUAAAUGGUUGCAAAAUUAACGACUGCAUUGCGACUACAUCAGUGACUACACUCGGACUAAACAAUUAGUCGUUAAACGGUCGCAAAUUUAACGACUACACUACGACUUCAUGCUCCGACUAAUUGAUGACUCCUAAUAACCGACUGAUUAACGACUGCUGAUAAACUAAGUAAUCGACUAAAAAUAGUCCUAUAUUGGACGUGAAGCAAUCGGAGUGUAGUCGUAACACAUUAUGACUAGUAGACGACUAUAUGCCGACUGAAUUGUUUAGUUGUAAAUGUGUCGUAGAACAGUCGUAAUAUAGCGACUGAUUUACGACCAAUAUAAUUACCGACACGUUGAUUGACGACCAUGCUUAGUAGUCGCUAUUCAGUCGUAAAACGUCAUUUGCGACUGUUUUGCUUCUGAUUCUGCAGUCGGGAACUACUUGUUUUCUUGUAGUGUAUGCUACAGAAUGAUGAUUGACCUCAGACCGGUGGCAUUGGAAAGUUAACUCUGUGCAGUUCUGCACCUCAAAACGAACGAACAAACGAGUUGGACUGCUUGUUUGGUUCCGUGAUCCAUUUCUCUCGAGUCUUUUGCUUAGGAAAUUUUGUCGAGAGUGUGUCGAGAAAGCUUUCAUACAGGAACACAGUUUUUGGACGUUUAUUUCGAGAUUACCGUUUUUGAUCCCAACAAUGUUUGCUUCUUAUUGUGGAUAAAAAUUAUACGGAAUUUAUAUUGCGAGAAAUAUUUUCUGGGGACUUUUCACUACAAGAAAACAGGACCUUAAUGACUAAAGUAUUAGUAGCUAGUUGGUCGUAAUAUGGGCUUUAGGACCAAUUAACUUCGAAAAUCGAUUGGUCGUUAUAAGAUGAUCGUAAUUAAUAAUUAGAGGCACAUUGGUCGUAAUAUUGCGACUAGAAAAAUUAGUCAUAUAUCAGACGUAGCUUUACGGCUCAAUAAGUUGGUCGUAAGUUAAACGUAAAUACAUUUGUCGUAAAGGUCACGUACAUUUACGUCUCAUAUAUUAGUCGUACACUGGUCAUAACCUUAUGACCAAUUUACCUGUAAUGUCGAUGUUUAUUAGUCGUAAGCUAACGAAUAUCACUCAAAUUACCCUAAGGAAUGAAUUACUCUCUCAAAUAAGAGGUUCAGAUGUAGUACUUAGGGAUCGAAUCUAUAGAGACUCUAGGAUUAAACAAUAGAUUAUGGUCUUGAAAUAAAUCUAGAUUAAAUGGUUUAUAAGUUUUAAAGCAGUAAAUGGAGUGGUGAGCAAUUUUAUUGCUCGAUUGAUUUUUUUUUAGGUUGUUAACAGUUUGGAGAAAUAGCUAGAUUCAGGUAUAUUCCCAGGUAUGAUAAGUAAACUUAAUUUGGGUUUGUAGGAGUUUAUUGUUAUUAAUUAUUCUUGAAUUUAAACUUACGAUAUAAUCAAUCUGAUUAUCUAAUAUGGAUCUCGGAUUUCAACUCUCGUAUGUUAAUCACGAGAAAUUGUCGAUCGAUAAUUCUUUAUGAAUAUCGAUCGAUACACCUUUCAAAAUAUCGAUCGACAGGGCUAUCGAUGUAUCGAUCGAUACUUCUUCCAGAAAUUUUUACGGACAGGUUUAAUUUAUAUUCUCAUACUCACUAGAUCAACUCUCGUCUGUAUCUAGUCAGUUAGAUCAUACUAGUUAAUUUUCAGGUAUUGAGUCAAGCAAUGGCUUGAUCCCAAUUAAUCCUAAGAUCUAGCUUUAAAGGGUGAUCAAUCCUAAACUUAGCUUUAAGCACAACUAGAUGAAGAACUAUAUUUCUAAACACCCCUAACAACAGUUUAAUUCAGUAUUACAUGUAUCAACCUAUUGAGAAACCUAAACCUAACAGCAAGAACUACUCAGACAUAUUCAUAAAGCACAUAGUUAUGAUGGUCUGAAUAAUACUCAAUAGAUAAAUAAAAACAUAAUAGAGUAAGAAGCAAAAGGAGUUCAAGAUCUUCCCUCUCUCAAGGUGUACAGAUCUCUCUCUCCAAUCCUAAGCUCUCUCUCUCCAGAAUAGUAUGAAGCAUAACCGU